Molecule: messenger RNA, 2603 nt
Organism: Hyaloscypha bicolor E
Lineage: Eukaryota; Fungi; Ascomycota; Leotiomycetes; Helotiales; Hyaloscyphaceae
Product: heat shock protein 70
Exons: 4
Coding region: 116-2158 (680 amino acids)
Biological process (GO): protein refolding; cellular response to unfolded protein
Cellular component (GO): cytoplasm; mitochondrion
Molecular function (GO): ATP hydrolysis activity; misfolded protein binding; ATP-dependent protein folding chaperone
Source: RefSeq, a predicted model, not a curated record
CCCGACCCGACCAUUGUUUUUCUGCAGACCGUUGACCAUCACCCUUCUCUUCGAACACCUCUUCAUCUCGUCGUCAGUCUUCUAGAUACCUGCUUCCCUUGUAGCGACUACAAAUAUGUUGGCUUCAAGAUUAUCCAGAGCUCUCCCCAGAGCUACAUCUUCCGCCACACGAUCAGCAAAUCUUCUUCGCCCACUUCUCGGUCCAUCGUUUGUUAGAAAGUACUCAGAUGAUGCCGACAAGAAGGUUCGGGGACCAGUCAUUGGUAUUGACUUGGGAACCACCAAUUCUGCAGUAGCUAUCAUGGAAGGCACGGCUGCGAAGAUAAUUGAGAACUCUGAAGGUGCUAGAACAACGCCGUCGGUGGUCGCAUUUGCACAAGAUGGUGAGAGAUUGGUUGGUGUCUCUGCAAAGCGACAAGCUGUUGUCAACCCCGAGAAUACUCUGUUCGCCACAAAGCGUCUGAUUGGACGCAAGUUCACUGACGCUGAGGUUCAACGGGACAUCAAGGAGGUUCCAUACAAGAUUGUGCAGCACACAAACGGCGACGCUUGGGUUGAGGCACGCGGCCAAAAAUACUCGCCUUCUCAAAUUGGAGGAUUUGUUCUACAAAAGAUGAAGGAGACAGCGGAGGCAUACCUCACCAAGCCCGUCCAAAACGCCGUCGUCACUGUCCCUGCUUACUUCAACGACUCCCAGCGUCAAGCAACAAAAGAUGCCGGCCAAAUCGCUGGUCUCAAUGUUCUCCGAGUAGUCAACGAGCCUACUGCAGCUGCCCUGGCCUAUGGCCUUGACAAGGACCAGGACAAGAUCAUUGCAGUCUAUGACUUGGGUGGAGGAACUUUCGAUAUCUCCGUUCUUGAAAUCCAAAAGGGUGUUUUCGAGGUCAAGUCCACCAACGGUGAUACUCAUUUGGGUGGUGAAGAUUUUGAUAUCCAUUUGGUCCGCCACUUGGUCCAACAGUUCAAGAAGGACUCUGGUAUCGACCUCUCCAGCGACCGUAUGGCUAUCCAGCGGAUCCGCGAGGCUGCCGAGAAGGCCAAGAUUGAACUGUCAUCUUCCAUGCAGACUGAUAUCAACCUCCCCUUCAUCACUGCCGACUCGUCUGGACCCAAGCACAUCAACUCUAAGCUCUCUCGAUCACAACUUGAGAAGCUUGUUGACCCUCUUAUUAGCCGCACCAUAGACCCAGUUCGUAAGGCCCUGAAGGAUGCCAACCUUCAGGCAAAAGAUAUCCAGGAGGUUAUCUUGGUUGGUGGGAUGACUCGUAUGCCAAAGGUUGCGGAGUCUGUUAAAAGCAUUUUCGGUCGUGACCCAGCGAAGUCUGUCAACCCGGAUGAGGCUGUUGCCAUGGGAGCUGCUAUUCAAGGUGGCGUUCUUGCUGGCAACGUUACUGAUGUCCUCCUUUUGGAUGUCACACCCCUCUCUCUCGGUAUCGAAACUCUCGGAGGUGUUUUCACUCGCUUGAUCAACCGCAACACCACCAUCCCAACCAAGAAGUCUCAAGUCUUCUCCACCGCUGCCGACUUCCAGACCGCAGUCGAAAUCAAGGUCUACCAGGGUGAGCGUGAACUUGUUCGCGACAACAAGAUGCUUGGAAACUUCCAGCUAACCGGUAUUCCACCUGCGCACCGAGGUGUACCGCAAGUCGAGGUUACUUUCGACAUUGAUGCCGAUGCAAUCGUCCAUGUCCACGCCAAAGACAAGUCUACGAACAAGGAUCAGUCCAUCACCAUUGCUUCAGGAUCUGGUCUCUCCGAUCAAGAGAUUCAAAACAUGGUUGAUGACUCUGAGCGUUACGCAGAGCAAGAUAAGGAGCGAAAGGCUGCUAUCGAAGCUGCCAACCGAUCUGACAGCGUCUUGAACGAUACCGAAAAGGCCCUGAACGAGUUUGCCGACAGACUCGACAAGGCUGAGGCUGACCAGAUCCGCGAGAAGAUCACCACUCUCCGUGAAUUUGUCAGCAAGAGCCAAUCUGGCGAGGGCACAGCCACGGCUGCUGAGCUCAAGGAAAAGACCGAUGAGCUCCAAAUGGCCAGCUUGAACCUGUUCGACAAGAUGCACAAGGCUCGUACGGAGUCCGGGGAAGCUCAACCUGGGAACACUGGAGAGGCGAACACUUCAGAAGGUGAAGCCAAGGAUGGUGAGAAGAAGUCAUGAAAAAUGAAAUAGAAAGACGAUUUCGUUGUGUUGUUAGUGUUCUGGGCAGCUUGCAUAGACCUCUCCUGUACCCACCUGUACCAUAUGUUGCACUGGCAACUCUUCUCUGUUGUCAUACCUACCUACAUCUUGUUUCUCAUAGCUUUGGGGGCAAAAGGCGUUGGAGAGCUCGCAUUGCUUUGCGCUUCUUUUACAGCGUUCGGAGCUUAUGUGGAGGAUGGCUGCACAGAAAAAGCGCAUAACUGUGGCUGUAUAAAACUUAGGAUAAGACGACGAAUAAUAUGACAUCCCCUCUCAUAACAUAUGACAUCCUAGCAGUACAUCUUGGAUUCCUUGCUCGCCAUGCCCAGCUAUGCGAGGUGCGGCACGGGACGUGGACAAUUACCCUGUGAGAGGGUAGAAGGAAAUGACGGAUGGACCAGUGGAGGGUGUUGCAUAUUCUAAG